AUGAAAAAGCGCUACGAUGAACUCCUUAUGGGAUUAUUUAUUAAAGAUUAUCAACCAUUCUCCAUAGUUGAGGAUGAAGGGUUCAAAAACUUUGUGGCAGCAUUGGCUCCAGAUUACAGUUUGCCAGGGCGAAAAUAUUUAUCAGACUCUCUACUUCAUGAAAUGUACAAUAAAUGUUAUGAAAGUACACGGGAACAGAUGAAUCAAGUAAAAAAGAUAUGCUUGACAACUGAUCACUGGACGUCUACGGCAAAUUAUAUGGGCAUAACUGCACAUUUUAUAGACGAAGAUUUCAAAUUGCGUUCCAAAUUAAUUAAAUGUAUAAAAUUUGAAGGUGAACAUACUGCUGUACAGAUUGCCGCUGAAAUGAAACGCACCGCCGAAGAAUGGAGUUUGCUAGAUAAAAUACUCAUAGUCAUUACUGACAACGCUUCUAACAUUACUAACGCAGUAACCAAGGAAUUGAUGUGGAAACAUUUCGGUUGUUUUGCGCAUAAAUUAAAUCUUGUUGUACGCAGUGCUCUGAAAUCCGAAACGUUAAUAAUUGAGAAAGUAAAAACCAUAGUGAAUCAUUUCAAAAGAAGCCCACAAGCGACAGAAAAACUGUUAAAGGCUCAAAGGCAACUAGGGAAUGACAAUCCGUUAUGUGUAAUACAAGAUGUCGAAACGCGUUGGAACUCAACAUAUCACAUGAUUCAACGGCUUGUAAAAAUCCAAGAAGCAAUUCGUAGUACCGUCGCUAAUUUAAACGCACCAAAAAUAAAUAUGUUGUCGGAGACGGAAUGGAAAAUCUGCGAGGAAAUCUGUAUAUUGUUGAAGCCUUUCGAAGAAGCUACUUUGGAAGUUAGUGGUGAGAAUUAUUUAACGGGCAGCGUAAUUAUAGGAAUUGCAAGAGGUCUAAAUUCCGUUACCAAAAAGGCUAUUAAUUUAAACUACUGCGAAAAUUCAACAAAUUUUGCCGAUCAGCUUGUUGCUGGUUUAGAACAGCGUUUUCCAGAUUUGGAAAAAAGCAGAACAAUCGGUGUAUGCACGUUUCUGGACCCUCGUUUCAAAUUAUAUAUAUUUGAAAAUCAAGAACAUGCCCAAGAUAUAAAAAAACAAGUAAUUAACUUAGUGACCGCUAUUAUUAAUGUAAAAACUGCAGAAGCAAGCACUGGCCGACAACAACCACGGUUGGAAGCAAAAAAAGAAACCGACAAUAGUACUGAAAAAAAUGUACUGUCAUACUGGGCAGAGUUUGACAAUAAAAUGGCCGAUCUUAUUCCUAAGGGGACAGCUACGUCUCAGGCUAUUUUGGAGGUCGAUAGGUACUGUAACGAUACCAUCAUUUCCAGAAAGGAUGAUCCACUGCUGUGGUGGAAAAAUAAUCAACAACUCUAUCCGAAUUUGGCGGAUUUGGCAAGAAAACAGCUUUGUAUGGUCGCAACUAGCGUACCUUGUGAACGACUGUUCUCCAGAAGUAGCCUGAUAAUUAGUGACAGAAGAACACGACUUUCUGCUACAAAAGUUAACAAGUUACUUUUUUUAAAUGCGAAUACAUAG
Molecule: messenger RNA, 1542 nt
Organism: Acanthoscelides obtectus
Lineage: Eukaryota; Metazoa; Arthropoda; Insecta; Coleoptera; Chrysomelidae
Source: the annotation of a GenBank genome assembly